Messenger RNA from Penicillium manginii, 459 nucleotides. Its product is annotated as alpha/beta hydrolase. The record is from RefSeq and is a predicted model, not a curated record. The coding region runs from base 1 to 459 and encodes 152 amino acids. The transcript has a single exon. Lineage: Eukaryota; Fungi; Ascomycota; Eurotiomycetes; Eurotiales; Aspergillaceae.
AUGGCAUCACACAAACCCGUCAUAUUCAUUGUCCCAGGCGCUUAUCACCGACCUAUCCACUACCGCAAAAUCACCGACCUUCUCCGUGUCGAAGGGUACGAGGUAAUAUCCAUCGACCUAGUCGUUUGCGGGGAGGAAGUCGAUCCGGAAACGACAUUCUUCGACGAUGGCGCCGCAGUUCGAAAGAUCCUGAUCCCCUUCCUAGAUGCGGGACGGAGAGCUCUCAUCGUUUCCCAUAGCUAUGGGUCUCUGCCUACCUCUGUGAUUGUGGAGGGUCUCACUCUGGCCGAGCGCGCUGAGCAAGGCCUGCAGGGUGGUAUUGUUGGCGUUGUCAGUUUAGCGGGUUUUGCGUUUCCUGUGCCGGGUAAGAAUAUUCUGGGCAACGAGGACGAGGUUCCGAAUCCGCCUUAUCAGGUUAUCAAGGUGGGAAAUACGGUUCCGGGGCUGUUCAUUCGUUAG